GAAUAUAAAAACUUUCUACCGCUCUCUAUAUUCCUCUUGAAAACGAGAGAUGCAAUACAUGCCCUCAAUAAUUGCUUCUCAAGUAAAUAUACGCCUGACGUCUUUCCAUUCUCUUCACCUCACCAAGUCACCACCAAAAGUCUAAAAAUAUACAACGACAAACCCCAAAAAGAUGCCGUUCUCUACGCACCUCAUCACCGCUAUCCCAAACACAGCGUCCUUCCUAGCCGAAGCAAGCGCAGGCUUCAUCGCAGACUUGGCUUCUCCACCGUCCACCGCCAAAGAAAAACAGGACCUAUUGACCUCGAUCCAGAGUUUUGCAUUUCAAUUCCUCAAAGCUGCGGCCCACGCCUCCUACUCCCGUCAAGAAGUCGUGGAGGAGUAUCACAGCCCAAGCGGAGAGCGUGAGGAGAUUAAUAAUGCGGUAGAACCAGACACAGAUGCAGAGACAGGUGCAGACGCCCUCGCCCGGCAAGGUCUCAACGUCCUCUGGGAAAUGUUCAUACAGACAGCACAGGUACUCGACGCAGAUGACGCAUUUCAGGAUCGUCUUGUAGGGUUACUUGCGUGGACGAGGGAGUUUGAUGGGUUGUACAGACGGCUUCACGGCAUCGUGAAGCGUGGUGGUUGGGAGUCAUUUGGAUUCGGGCAGAGUCUACAGCUCGCAUGGGAACAACUCGUCGCAGACCUGCCAAGGAACGCGGGCGCGGCACAGAAAAUUCGGAACCUCGCCGCGUUCUCUGCAAAGGUAUUGGCGAUGGAUUUGUGUGAGGGUUCCGUUGCUGGAACUGCGUUUUGGGUUUUUGAGAAGGCUUUGGGAGGGUAUGAGGGUGAAGGUGAGGCUGAGGCUGAGGGAGAAGUUGGGAAGAGGGGGUUAGUUCCAGCGGUUGGAGUAUGGCUGAAGCACGCUUCGCAUGCGCUCCUUGCGCGUUGCUGUCCUUCUCCCGCGGCAGGUGGGCUUGAUACUACCAAUACCGCGGCAACGUAUCCGAUCUCGCCGGCUGAUGGUCCUCAAGCAGACCACCCUACCGCAAGAACCCAGUACGGUGACUUCAGCAUGGCCCACUGGCUGCGCUGGCGACAUCGUCUCCAGGAGCUGUGUCACGAUGCCGAUGCCGAUGUGGCGAGGUUGGCGAAGAAGGGGUUCAUGAGUAUGAUUUUCUGUGGGAGGGACUUAGGGGUUGAGAUUGAGGGCGAGGCGAGGUUUGCGGGGAGGUUGCGAGAGGUUAUGUAUCGGGAGCUUGUGAGGAGCGGGAAGGAGGUUGUGGAGGGGGACGAGGUUGAGAUUGAGGUGGAUUGGGUUGAUUGAGGUCUCUGAGCUGUUGGGUCUGAGGGGUGAUGUUGCGGGGGCGGAUUUUAAUGGUGGUCGG
Molecule: messenger RNA, 1370 nt
Organism: Colletotrichum acutatum
Lineage: Eukaryota; Fungi; Ascomycota; Sordariomycetes; Glomerellales; Glomerellaceae
Exons: 1
Coding region: 173-1309 (378 amino acids)
Source: RefSeq, a predicted model, not a curated record